AUGGGUGAGCAGUUGCUUAGUAGAUUAAAUAAAAAUAUUGAUAUAGUAAAGACAAAUCUUCAAGAGAUGAAUAAUCACAUCGAGUUGAAAUCUAAACAGAAAUUGUUUGGCAGGGGCGGUUCAUACAUUUUUACCUGUUACUCAAAUGUAAUUGCCAUUGUCUUUCUCGUCUUGAUGAUGUUAUCAUUAAGAGUUAGACAUGCGGAUGCACAUGUUAUCGAAAAACGCGGCUUUCCGUUUUACAAUUCAAUUGCCACUGUUGUCUCAGGAAUAUACGGAUAUUACAACUACGAUCAACCUAUAUGGAUUCGUAUUGCUUGGUGGGGUUCCUUUUAUGCCGACGAUGGAGGAGUACUGGAUUCAGUUGAGUCAGUCAAAAAUGUCUGUAAGCAGUGUGUUGCAGAUAAGCAGGAUCUUAAUAUGGAUUGUACUCAAGCUGCACUUGACCUGAGUCGAGCAUUAGUGAAAACUUUGGUACUCGCAGCAGUCGAUUAUGGUGCUACUCAUUCCACAAAUAGUGCAAUAGACGGCUCGGGUAUUCUUAAUAAGAGAGAUAAGUACUUAGUUCAGUCUUCUCAUACAAUAAUCAACAAAAGGGAUAACUUCACAUUCAAUGGAGCCACGCUAUGA
Messenger RNA from Tetrapisispora phaffii CBS 4417, 630 nucleotides. RefSeq lists its product as uncharacterized. The transcript has a single exon. Lineage: Eukaryota; Fungi; Ascomycota; Saccharomycetes; Saccharomycetales; Saccharomycetaceae. The coding region runs from base 1 to 630 and encodes 209 amino acids. The record is from RefSeq and is a predicted model, not a curated record.